This is a messenger RNA of Phasianus colchicus (ring-necked pheasant), 2220 nucleotides long. The record is from RefSeq and is a predicted model, not a curated record. Lineage: Eukaryota; Metazoa; Chordata; Aves; Galliformes; Phasianidae.
GCGGGCUCCGGGGUCGCGCGGAGCGCCUCUCGUCGCGACCGUUUCCGUGCGGCCCUCGCGGACCCGCGUCCCUCCGCCCCGCGGGCGAUGGACGCGUCGCGGGGCUUCUUCGGCAAACUGCGCUCCCUGGCCCUCACGCUAGAGAAGGAGGCGAAGCAGCUGGAGCGGGCGCUGCGCGGGGAGGACGCGGACUAUGAAGAGGAAUCUCCAAUGAGAGUUUUGCACGACCUACACUGCGAAAUCAGGGCUCUGAAGGAAGAUGCUAAUGGUGCUCUUGGCAAGAGUUCCUCUGAAAGGCAAGAAAUUAAUGACUUUAUGAAGGCAAGUGAGAUACUGAUGCAAAGAAAUGCAGCGGAUCUCGCAAAAAUAAGAGAGCUAUUCCAGAAAUACGGCUACAAACCACUCGUCAAAGUCCCUACAGAGGAGCAGGAAGAGGAGGCGAAUGGUGAUUCGAAGGCAUCUGACCAGAGUAAAUCUGAUCAGGAAGAAGCAGAUGAUGUACCUCCUCUUCCUGCCUGUGCUGAGAACCCACCUGUGCCCAGAGACCCGCUGCGGAACCCCCAGCUUUCUGAUUUCGGCCUAUCACAGUAUGCUUUCUCCAGGCCAUGGAGUGCAUUACAUGGACAACAACGUGCAGCAAAUGCCAGUCAAGAAAAUGCAAAGCACAAAACUCCCCAAAAAACGCAGGCCCCUUGUGUUCUGCCCAAAACACCCAAAUGCAUGCUAAAGAUGGACGACUUUGAGUGCGUAACACCAAAACUGGAACACUUUGGCAUUAGUGAACACACCAUGUGUAUGAAUGAAGAUUACACCAUGGCACUUAUUCAUAAAACUGCUCAGUCAAACAACUUAGUUAAAAAAGGUGAUGAUGAAGUGAAUGUAGCAAAAAUGCCAUCCAGGGAAAUAGCAGUUACUCCUGAGCCGAAAACAAAAGCAACAGAUGAGAACUCUGACUGUAUGGCUUCUCCUAUGAUACCCGUGUUCUGCACACCUGGUGUGAAAAUCCCUUCCCGGGCAGACAGUACAGAGUUAGCCAAGUCACCAGAAAGAGACAAACUGCCUCUUCCCAGCCAUGCAGCAACGCCGCCACCUCCGGAUUUUGAAGCCAGAUGGCUGAAAAGAGAACUUAUGGAAAUGCAAGAGAAGAUCAUGUUGGUGACCGAAAACAGUGCAACAGAACAACAAAACAUAGAAGACAGUGUUCCUUCUGCUGUGAGCUCUGAUGAGUAUCUCAAGCGUUUGGGGAACCCAUCUCCUCCCAAAAUAAAACAGUACGACCAUUUACUCAGCACUCCUCCACCUCCAGAAAUAACAAGGAUACCAGAUGAUGUACUACAGAUUCUGUCAAAGUAUAACCAUAACGUAGACUCUUCUAUAUCUAAGAAAAUGGAGACUAAGGCAGGAGAUGCUGCAAGAUUUGGAAGUGAUUUCAGUGACUACUGCAACAAAGAGAACAGAGGAUAUCCUGAUUUUUUCAAGUCAGACAUUUGAAAUCAAGCUGAAGACUAUUUCACAUUCAUGGAUCUUAUCACUGAACCAUAGAGAGCUCAAAAAGCAAAAAAGAAAUACUGGGAGGAAGGACCCACAAAAGGAAAAUCUUUUUUUUUCUGGAGAAAACUUGAUGUGUAUUAACUUGCUUGAACUAACAAUUCUGUCGUUUAAUUUUUUCAUUAAAAUUAGUAGCAAAAUAGGUCGGGUUUUGGUUGUUGUUGUUCUAAUAUUGCUUCACGGGGGACUACAGUCAUGUAUUAUAUGAUGUAAUACUUCAGUUGUUUCACUUGAUUCUUGUGUUUGUUGUCUGUGUUCAGAUGCAAUGGUCUGUAGAGAAGUGUAAUUAAACUGCAAGAGAAGGGAAGUCCGUUAUGCUGCCCAGAAAGCAGACAUCUCUAGGCAGUCUGCUGACACUGCCUGUUUCAGGGCAGAGUUUGAAGUGCAGUACUUGGACAUGUCACAUAAAAAGGAGUUCUGUUGAAGACGAGUAAUUCCUGCCUUACUGUUUUAAAGCAGCUCCAGGACAUCUAUCCCUUCUGCAGUACUAAGACAUAUCAAACAGGUAUUCCUUCCUCAUGCUGUCACCUGGCUGAUAGACAGGCUUCUUCAAUUGCAGUUUUCCUGCUUAGGCAUCAUAUUAAGUAUCAGGCACCCAUUUUCCUUUUAGUACCCUAAUACCUACAGCCCUAGAAUGUUACUAUCUUGAAUGUGAAGUAAUUGCACAGUAUA